Molecule: messenger RNA, 1227 nt
Organism: Leishmania braziliensis MHOM/BR/75/M2904
Lineage: Eukaryota; Euglenozoa; Kinetoplastea; Trypanosomatida; Trypanosomatidae
Product: D-3-phosphoglycerate dehydrogenase-like protein
Exons: 1
Coding region: 1-1227 (408 amino acids)
Molecular function (GO): oxidoreductase activity, acting on the CH-OH group of donors, NAD or NADP as acceptor; NAD binding
Source: RefSeq, a predicted model, not a curated record
AUGAGCUCGGCCCUCAUAGACUCACCCUACCGCGCUCUCCUGCUGGAGGGUGUUGAUCCAGCAGCAAAAGAGCUGCUGGAGUCGAAAGGCUGCACCGUGGAAGCUAUUCCUAGCGCUCUGCCACAUGACGCUCUGUUGGAGAAGAUCAAGGACGUGCACUUUCUUGGCAUCCGCAGCAAGACACGCGUGACUCGGGAGUUGCUUGAUGCGGCACCCCAGCUUCUCGCAAUUGGCUGCUUCUGUAUCGGAACAAAUCAAGUGGACUUGGAUUAUGCAAACAAGCGAGGUGUGGUGGUGUUCAACUCUCCGUUUGCAAACACCCGCAGUGUUGCUGAGCUUGUGAUCGGUGAGGUUAUCGCCUUGUCGCGAAAGAUUACGCAGCGCAGCGAGGAGGUGCAUCAGGGUGUGUGGCGCAAGACUCACCUGGGUUGCUACGAAGUGCGCGGUAAAACUAUUGGCAUUAUCGGCUACGGGCAUAUCGGCUCGCAAGUUGGUGUACUUGCUGAGGCCCUCGGCAUGAACGUAGUCUUUUACGAUGUUGUUCCGACACUCGUGAUUGGCAAUGCCACUAAGGUCGUCCAUAUAAAUGAUUUACUCACUUUUUCCGAUUUUGUGACCAUUCAUGUGCCGGAGACAGAUAUUACCAAGGGUAUGAUUGGGGAGGAGCAGAUCCAAUUGAUGAAGAAGGGCUCCUACUUAAUCAAUGCUAGCCGCGGAACGGUUGUUGACCUUGAGGCAUUAGCAAAGGCUCUUCGUGAAGGACAUCUCGCCGGCGCUGCCAUCGAUGUGUACCCGGAGGAACCAAGGGCAAACAAUGAGCUACAUGUGACACCGCUGCAAGGUAUUCCCAACGUUAUUCUGACUCCCCAUGUGGGUGGGUCGACCUGCGAGGCGCAGAAGGCCAUCGGUGUGGAGGUAGGUUCGGCGCUUGCUCUGUUCGUGACUAGUGGCAGUACCGCUGGUGCCGUCAACUUCCCGCAGCUUGUUCCACCGCCGGUGGCCAAGCAGAACUUUCGUCUCACCAACGUUCACGUGAACGUACCUGGUGCGCUGAAGGACAUCAACAAAAUUGCGCUGGAUUUGGACUGCAACAUUGGUAUGCAGUUUCUGGCGACCAGCAAAGCGAUCGGUUACCUGAUCAUGGAUGUUGACAAAGACGUUGCUGCUGAGUUGCGGAAGCGCAUUGCCGAGCUCAAGUGCAGCAUUUGCACGCUGAUUAUUCGGUAG